Molecule: messenger RNA, 1528 nt
Organism: Paramecium octaurelia
Lineage: Eukaryota; Ciliophora; Oligohymenophorea; Peniculida; Parameciidae
Source: the annotation of a GenBank genome assembly
AUGUAAGGAUUGAUUCCUUUGGACUUUGGUGAAUCGUCGGAAAGAUUGGAUGGCAUUAGUUCAAUAAGCAACAAUUCUAGUGUAAUGUAAAUACAUUCAAUUAUUUAAAGGGCACAUCAUGGAAACGAAUUUUCUUUUUAAGGUAAUAACAUAUAGGCUUCAAUGCCUCAGAUUAAUAGAACAAUUAAGAAUGGGUAUUCAGUGAAAUUAACUUAGUAUUGCGUUUAAUAUGAAUGAAUAAUAUACAACUUUAGGAAUAUAAGAGGUUAAGGAGAAUAAAUUAAAUAAAAAGGAGGCUUAUGUAAAGAUCACUGUAAUAAAAAAUAUGGUUGGUUUAGAAAGUAACCAGAAGAAGGAAUAUUAUAUCAAUAAUUAAGGGUAACAAUUAAAAUGAAUAUAAGAUUAGUAGAAACCAAGAAAAAUACAAACUAGAAAGAUAUAAUGAUAGGUCGUUAAGAGAAAUUUGAAUUGCAAGGAUAAAGCAUUUAUCCAAAUGAUAUUGGUAUUUCAUUUAUUUUACUAAUAAGUUCUAACUGAAUAAGAACGACUUAUAUCACGCAUCCAUUGCAAGCUGAUUUGUAAAGAUUUCUUUAGAAAAGAAUCAUACAUUAACCCUUUGUAUAAAAAUACUUUGGGUUAUUUAAAAAAUAAAUUACCUCAUUUUGUUUUGAUUAAAAUAGAAAAGUUUCUAGAGUAUUAAAUAAGAAUUCUAUUUUUAGAGAUCCGAAAGAAUGUUAUGUACAAGACGUGGGAAGUGUUUUUGGAACAUAUAUAAGAGUAGAUAAGAAAUAUUAGAAGUUAAGGAAAAGUCAUCAAUAUAGUAUCGGAACUGAUACAACAUUUUAAAUUUAAGAUUGUCAUAUUUAGGAUAAAAAUUUAAAAUCUCCUGAUGAAAAUUUUGAUUUUAUGAUGGAUUAAAUAAGGAAUAACUCGUUUAAAUGCAAUAUUCAUGGAUUGUCAUUUGAAUAAAAAUAAUUUGAUACUUAAACCACAUAAUAAUAGCUAGAAAAAUCACCUAUGGAAAUUGCAUUUAUCCUUCAAAAUUUGAAGCAAUAUAAUGUGCCAUUCAUUUAGUUAGUCUUUUCUGGAUCAGGAUUGUAAGGAUUGUAAGGAUGUUAUCUUCAUUACUUGUUUGCUAAAGAUUAUAAUAGUGAAUUUUCAAUUGGAAGAUGCAGUGAAAAUAAUAUCAGAAUAAAUUCAAAUACUAUUUCAAGAAAAUAAACAAGAAUUAGAUUUAAUGAAAGGUAUCAUGAUUUCUUAUUUGUACUAAGGGAAAAUAAAUGGGAAAUUGCUGAUGGUUCAUAAGACAGGGAAUCAGCUAAUGGAACGUGGCUGCAAUUAUCAACAAUUGAAGAGCGUGAUUAAAAGAUAGAGUCUCAACCUCAUCCGUUGAAGCAUUUAUCAGAAAUAAAAAUAAAUGAUUAUAUAUUGAAAGUUGAAUUAUUUGAAGCUAGGUAUGAUUAUUGAUAUCACUUUAAGAAAAUAAAAGAAAAUUAAUACCAAGCAAUGUUAAUAAGACUUCAACUGA